This is a messenger RNA of Oppia nitens, 1714 nucleotides long. RefSeq names its product luciferin 4-monooxygenase-like. Gene Ontology annotation, molecular function: long-chain fatty acid-CoA ligase activity. NCBI's taxonomy places the organism in Eukaryota, Metazoa, Arthropoda, Arachnida, Sarcoptiformes, Oppiidae. Gene Ontology annotation, biological process: long-chain fatty acid metabolic process; fatty-acyl-CoA biosynthetic process. The record is from RefSeq and is a predicted model, not a curated record. The transcript has 7 exons. The coding region runs from base 80 to 1714 and encodes 544 amino acids.
AUAUACAUUGUAAUAAAAAUUUAUUUUUACAUAAAUAUUAUAUCAUUAUUAUUGAAAAUUUAUUAGUGAUUGAGUUUAUAUGAAACUACAAAAAAUGUAUGAACACAUAGUUGAUAGCAAUUUAUGCGUUGAAAAUAAAUUAAAUUAUCAAUCGGUUAUUGAUUUAAUUAUUGAUCGAUUGCAUACCAAUUCUGAUGACAAUUUAUUUAUUGAUUGCACAUUAAACCGAAAGUGGACUAAAAAGCAAGUGUUGGACUCGAGUCUUAACUUUGCUUACUAUUUGAUAAAUGACUGCAAACUAGCAAAAGGAGAGAUCAUUUGUUUUGUAACCCAAAACUCGGAUAUUCACGCCAUCGGUAUUAUCGGUUCACUGGCCGCAGGACUUGUCUACUGCUGUCAACCGCAUCAUUCAACUGAAAGUGAAAUCAGAGAUAAUGUCAGCAAAAUAAAGCCAUCGGUAUUAGUAUGUUAUGAACAAAAUGUGGAACAAGUUAUUAAUAUUGCCAACAGUUUUCCAUUUGUUAAAAAAAUUUUGAUGACGGAUAAGCCACAAGAUAAUAGUGAACAUAAUAUUGAUUUUCCCAUAUCAUUGGAAAAUAUAUUUACUAUUGAAAGAGAUUAUCAAUUUAAAUUACCCGUUAAUUCACAACUUACCGAAACGGCCACAUUUGUGCUGAGCAGUGGAUCAACUGGACAGCCAAAAGCUAUUAUCAAAACUAAUAAAAAUUUAUUAUCGACUGUCGAGGCAUUAGCGCACCGGGAGAUAAGCAAAUUAACCCCGAAUGACAUAAUGCUUUCGAGUAAUUUCUGUCAUAUAUCAGGACAAAGAUGUCUAUUAUCAACCAUUGAUGGCAACGCACAGUUAGCUAUCAUACGUGUCGAUGAAGAUCUGGAAGACGUCUAUCACAAUAUUCAUAAAUAUAACAUUACAACCGCUUUUUUGAUACCAACACAAUUGAAUUAUUUGGCAAAACAUUGUGACACUAUCGACAAAAACUAUCUUAAAUCUUUAAAAGAUGUGGUAACGGGUGCGGCAUCGUUGUCUGAGACUACCUACCGGUGCAUUGUCGAUAAGUUUGCAUUUGAAAAAUUUCGUAUUUGUUACGGUAUGUCAGAAGUUGGAUGGGUUACACAAACCCCGUUAUGUGAAAUAAAAAAUGUAGACAACAAUUGUAUUGUCGGUAAAGUUGUACCAAAUACUCAAAUCAAAAUAAUUGAUGAAAACGGUAAAUCAUUGCCGGCCAAUACUAGCGGACAAAUAUGUAUUGGGGGUGAACAGGUAACUCCAGGCUAUUUAGAAAAUAAAGAGGAAAAUGAAAAACUUUUUACAGCUGAUGGAUAUUUAAAAAGCGGUGAUAUUGGCUAUUAUGAUGACAACCAUUUUAUUUAUAUAGUCGGACGCAUUAAAGAUGUCAUAAAUGUUGAACGAGUAAUAGUAAGACCGGCAGAGUUGGAAAGUAUAUUGUUAUCGCACAGGGAUGUCAUGAAUACUGCAGUUAUUGGUGUCAAAGAUGAAGAAAGAAUUGAAGUUCCGAUGGCUUUUGUUACUGUUGUCAAUGGAUCUCAAGUGACGCCUAAAGAACUCAUUGAUUACGUGGACUCAAGGGUUAACUACUAUAAGAAACUUAGGGGUGGACUCAAAAUACUCGAAGCAUUUCCUAUGACUUCAUUGAAAAAAAUUAAUAAAUCAGAGUUAAGACGACUCUAUACUUAA